Poecilia reticulata (guppy) is the source of this 992-nucleotide messenger RNA. RefSeq names its product F-box protein 2 (gene fbxo2). NCBI's taxonomy places the organism in Eukaryota, Metazoa, Chordata, Actinopteri, Cyprinodontiformes, Poeciliidae. Gene Ontology annotation, biological process: ERAD pathway; glycoprotein catabolic process; SCF-dependent proteasomal ubiquitin-dependent protein catabolic process. The record is from RefSeq and is a predicted model, not a curated record. Gene Ontology annotation, molecular function: ubiquitin protein ligase activity. Gene Ontology annotation, cellular component: SCF ubiquitin ligase complex; cytoplasm.
CCUGCAGUGUAUAAAAGCCUCUGUGCUGAAGCUGCUGCUCUGCAGAGGAAAACUAAAGGAUCCAGAGGAACCAGAGAAGCGUUUGUCAUUUUCUAGCUGCCCAGAAAAUCCAUAUUUAUCCAGUAACCAUGGCUAGAAACCUGCUAAAGAAUCCCAGUGGAAAUGAGCAGCUGGAAUCCUGGGAGCUGACAGAAAACGGUGGGAACCAGUGGAAAGUGGAGGACAUGCCAGGAGACUGUGGCCAUGACUUCUGCAAUGAAGAAGUGACCAAAUAUUUUGCGACUUCCUUUGAGCUUUGCCUAAAACGGCAGGUGAUCGACCUGAUAGAGGAGGGUUACAACCCAGAGCAGCUGGACGCUCAGCCUCCUGUCACCGUGAAAGACUGGUUCUGCGGCAGGACCGACUGCGGCUGCACCUAUCAGAUGACAUCCUGUCUGCUGGAUGAGAAUCAAGAGGUUCUGCAGGAAUAUAUUCAUGAUCCGGAGACUCUGGACCCCGAGGCAGACUGCUCAUGGAGACAGGUCAUUCAUACGUUUUCUGACUACGGCCCUGGAAUGCGUUUCAUCUCAUUCGAACAUGGAGGAUGUGACACCAGCUACUGGGAAGGCUGGUUUGGAGUUCGGGUCACUGGGAGCUCUGUGACGGUUGAAGUCUGAACCAGAGGAGAAACAAGAUGAGGAGAAUGGAAACAAAUAUAGCCAAGAAUACAAUAUUAAAUUAUUCAUCUUAGUUUAUUUUAAAUAUCAUAGCCAUUGCAGUAUUUCCAAAGCAGCUGUUUGAAAUCUUGAGGUUUAACCUGGUGCUGCUUUUGGUUCAAGAAACUAAUGUUCACACAAAAUAGGCACCUUCACUUUACUAACCUUUAUAUAUUCAACCCACAGCUUGCUGGACUAACUUUAAACUAGCCUCUAACUUCUCUUUGCACUAAUCAGCAACCCUUCAAAUAUUAAUCACAGUAAUAAAAUAAACUAUUGCAUGCAAUCCAGAAUGUG